AUGGCCCCCAGAACCACACGCGCCCUGGUGGCCCAUGAACCCACCAACGGCCAACUCAACUGGAACCUAGAAGACAUCAACCUCCGCGAGCUGCAACCCACCGAACUCCUCGUCCGCAUCGUAGCAGCCGGCGUAUGCCACACAGAUAUCGUCUUCGGAAUGUGGCCGCCCGAUCAGAUCCCAUAUCCCAAGGUCUUAGGGCAUGAAGGCUCAGGGAUAGUCCUCGAAGCAGGAUCCGACGUACGAAGCGCAAGCACCGGAGACGCAGUCCUACUCUCCUUCCAAAGCUGCAACGCAUGCAAAAGCUGCAGAACCUCGCACCCGUCCUUCUGCGACGCAUUCGGGGCGUUGAAUUACGGCGGGGACGGGAGUUCCUACACCACAGCCGAAAAUAAGGAGCUCCGCGGGGCAUUCUUUGGACAGUCGUCGUUUUCGCAACUUGCUAUUGUCAAGGAGAGUUCGGUUGUGAAUGUUUCUGGGUCCGUUCGGGAUGAGGAGGAGCUUAAGCUUUUUGCGCCGAUGGGGUGUGGGUUCCAGACUGGGAUGGGGACUGUGGAUAAUGUUGCGGAUGCUGGGGUGGAUGAUGUAGUUGUUGUUCUGGGGCUGGGUGGGGUGGGGUUGUUGUCCAUCGUGGCCGCUAAAUUGAGAGGCUGCAAAGCCAUCAUCGGGAUAGAUCGACUGUCUGAAAGGCUUGAGCUGGCCAAAGAGCUCGGCGCAACGGGCGUUAUCAAUACACUCUCCAAGGACGUGGACAUCUCCGACAAGCUCACGGAGUUGGCCGGCGAAGGCGCCUCUGUGACGAUAGACACGACAGGGAGUCUGGAUCUGAUCCGGCAAGCUGUACAAUGGACGACGAAUCGAGGCCAGAUCAUCCUAGUCGGAGUGCCUGCUGCAGAUGCUCUGCUUGACGUGCAUCUCAUCCAAUUUAUGCAGACUGGGAAAAUCAUCCGCGGCAGUAUCGAAGGCGAUGCGAUCCCAUCAAAGUACAUCCCCAAGAUGAUCAACUGGUACCGGGAGGGAAAGCUCCCCAUUGAGAAACUGAUCAAGCUGUAUCCGGUAUGCUAA
Molecule: messenger RNA, 1065 nt
Organism: Aspergillus versicolor CBS 583.65
Lineage: Eukaryota; Fungi; Ascomycota; Eurotiomycetes; Eurotiales; Aspergillaceae
Exons: 5
Coding region: 1-1065 (354 amino acids)
Molecular function (GO): zinc ion binding; oxidoreductase activity
Source: RefSeq, a predicted model, not a curated record